UCGAUUCGUAGUCCAAGUAAAUUAUCGUCAUCUAAGAGUCACAGUGUGUCAUUCUUUAAUAGCAAGUCUGAGUCGUCUGAAGGGGUGGCGUUUAAAGGAAAUCUUGAAGCGUCGGUUCUUCAGUUUGGAGAUCUGUUAGAUACAGAGGUAAGGUGGUCUUCAAAAAAAAAAAAAAAAUAAUAGUAAUCACAAAAAUUGGAUUAUUGUCGUGGCGCUUUUCUUUCAAGUAACUGCUAAAUAAGAGAGAAGUCUGAUGCGGCUUUACUUCUGCAACCUUGUCGUUCCGUCCGAUAAGGGUGACUACCCGUCGCUUUAAGCGUGAAAUUGGAGGGGCUUUGUAAAUCAAGAAAUGUGGAAGUGGUUUAAGACAUGAGUGGCUAAGAAUAAUCCUUGGUUUUCCUGAGAAACUACUAGAAAUGUUUUUGUCGAGCCUCCACCUCAAACGCAGGUAUGAAAACAUAUUUCAGUUAACAUGCACCUGCAGUCUACUCCGCCUUGAAUUCUUAUUAGUUAACUAAAAAAGAAAAAAGAAAAAACAGGGGGCUCAGUGAAAUUUAAAUAUGUCCAUUGCAGGAUACGUUUGGGUAAUUGUUAUAAGUACAGAAUACAUUAGCUGAGGCUCGUGAUCACAACGUUACGGAAUGCUUCGGGAAUAAACAUACACCGGCCUUAUUUAUUAUUAUUUUUUUCUUUUUUCAAGUCAGAAGAUUCUGAUGAAAGGGUAGAAUGGCAAGAGACUGGAAGUGAGUCCAGUGCCGAACACUUAGAGCUGCAGUAG
This is a messenger RNA of Pocillopora meandrina, 778 nucleotides long. NCBI's taxonomy places the organism in Eukaryota, Metazoa, Cnidaria, Anthozoa, Scleractinia, Pocilloporidae. The record is from the annotation of a GenBank genome assembly.